Trichoderma gamsii is the source of this 861-nucleotide messenger RNA. RefSeq lists its product as hypothetical. Gene Ontology annotation, molecular function: FMN binding. The record is from RefSeq and is a predicted model, not a curated record. The transcript has a single exon. NCBI's taxonomy places the organism in Eukaryota, Fungi, Ascomycota, Sordariomycetes, Hypocreales, Hypocreaceae. The coding region runs from base 1 to 861 and encodes 286 amino acids.
AUGAACUCGUCUACAACGCCUGCAAGACGCACAAGACAGCUUCUGAGCCAUCUCAAACGCAACACAAUGGCCAACCGCGAGGCACCAUGGCGCUCUACUUUCCUCUCGCACAUCCAGCAGAUGGACUCGCCCACCUUCACCCUCAGCACGCUCCAUCCGCUGGACGGCGAUAGUUUUGAGCCUAGGGCUAGGACCGUCAUCUUUCGAGGCAUGUGGGCUUCUCUGCCAGACAAUCACAGGAAUCCGGCCCCGCGGAACCCGGCCGUCUACACCAGUGACCUGCCGGCCAUUACAACAGACGUGCGCAUGGAAAAGGUACCCGAGCUCAUUGGCGGCAGGCAUGAGCCGUCAUCAGCACCACCAGAGCCGCAAUCUGCGUUGGGAGGUCCCGUAGAAGCCGUCUUCUGGGCGAAAAGCUCCAACACUCAGUGGCGACUCCGAGGCCGGGCGUAUGUCAUUGGCCCAGACAUUGAGUUGGAAGCCGCCGCGCCGGUAAGAGCAGCCCUGCAGCCCUGGAUGCGGGCUGCCGGUGGUGCAGACGAACAGAACGAUGCGUGGAGCUGGAGCAGAGAACUUACCUCAUGGUUUGGCAACCUGAGCCCCUUGAUGAGAGGCUCGUUCCGAAACCCGCCACCGGGAACUCCUCUGACGCAAGAGCCGGAGCCGGGGCUGGGGCUGGGACAGGAGGUGGAAGAUGUCAACGAUGCGCUGGCACGAAAGAAUUUUCGAGUGUUGGUCAUUGUUCCAGAGACGAUAGACCAGGUGGAUCUGUCAGACCCCAAGAGAGCGAGGAGAUGGAACCACAGAGCCGAGGUCUCAGGGUCUGAAGUCUCGUGGAGGACAACGGAGCUGUGGCCGUAG